AUGGCUUCUAUCCAGAACCCGGCCAUUCCUAAGGGAUCAACCGUCCUCGUCACAGGCGUCAACGGCUUCAUCGGAUCCCACGUGGCCGAUCAGUUCGUCCAACAGGGAUACGUCGUCCGCGGGACCGUCCGAAAUAUCGAGAAGAACGCCUGGCUCAGCAACUACUUCGACAAGACAUAUGGCAAGGACAAACUCACCUUAUUCUCAGUUCCUGACAUGACUGCCGACAAUGCUUACGACGAAGCUGCCAAAGGUGUCUCGGCGAUUGUCCAUGUCGCUUCCGUGCUCAGCUUUGAUCCCGAUGCAAGCAAAGUCGUCCCAACCGCAGUGAAAAGCACUGAAGUCGCUAUCAAGGCAGCCUACAAGCAGCCGACCGUCAAGCGCUUCGUUCUCACGUCGUCUUCGGCAGCGGCCAUCCCCAGCGGAGGUCUUCAGGAGAAGCUUGAGGAGGGGCAAAGCCCCGUCAUCACGGAAGAGUCUUGGAACUCCAAAGCCGUGGAGUUGGCUUGGGGACCUGCUCCUUGGGGUCCCGAGCAGGGUGGGAUCGUCUAUUCGGCCAGCAAGGUCGAGCAAGAGCGGUUGAUCUGGAAGUAUCACCAAGAGAACCAGUCGCAGCGGCCCGACAUGGUUGUAAAUGCCGGCAAGUAUUUUUUCGCGGCUGGUCUACCUGUCUUUCAUGUGUUUGGUUUCUAA
Colletotrichum karsti is the source of this 693-nucleotide messenger RNA. RefSeq names its product aldehyde reductase. The transcript has 2 exons. Gene Ontology annotation, molecular function: oxidoreductase activity, acting on the CH-OH group of donors, NAD or NADP as acceptor. The record is from RefSeq and is a predicted model, not a curated record. Lineage: Eukaryota; Fungi; Ascomycota; Sordariomycetes; Glomerellales; Glomerellaceae. Bases 1 to 693 code for a protein of 230 amino acids.